CCGUGGCCGUCCUCAACGUCAAAGCGAUCGUCCCCGUCACCCUUGACCUCGCCGCCGGCAACUACUCUCGGUGGCGUGGCCUCUUCCUCGUCGUCCUCGGCAAGUAUGCCCUCACGGAGCACGUCUUCUCCGACAACCCCCCCCCCUCGACCGCGCGGACUGGACGCAGAUGGACUGCGUCGUCCUCGCGUGGCUCUACGGCUCGAUCUCCCCCGAGCUGCUUCAGGAGGUCAUGUCCGGCACCGCGACGGCGAGAUCGGUCUGGCGCGACCUCGAGCUUCUCUUCCACGGCAACAGCGAGCGCCGCAUAAUCAACCUGACGGCGGAGUUCCACGCGUUCUCCCAGGGCGACCUCUCCAUCGGCGAUUAUUGUCGUCGACUCAAGACUAUGGCCGACACGCUCGCCGAUCUCGGCGAGCCCGUCGCCGACCGGACCCUGGUGCUCCAGCUCAUCGGCGGCUUGAGCGACCGAUUCGACAAUCUGCGCUCGCUGCUGCCCAUGCGGUCCCCCUUCCCCACCUUCACGGAGGCCCGCUCCCUGCUUCUCCUCGACGAGCUCACCCGCGGCGGUACGACCCAAGGCAUGCCGGCGACGGCCUUCGUCGCGACCUCUGCCGGCCCCGCUCGUCCCCAAGCUACGACCGCCUCCAACGCUACCGGCUCCACCAACUCCUCCAACAACUCCCGCAACUGCCGGCGCGGGCGCGGCGGCAGCGGUGGCUCAUCCUCUUCGACGCCUGCGCACGGGGGUGGCCAGGGCAACUCAGCCCAAAAGACGGUCUGGCCCACCCCCUAUAACCCCUGGACCGGCUCCAUCCAAAUGUGGCCGGGCCCGAUGGGCCACGGUCCAGGUCUGCUCGGUGCACGGCCCAACUACGCAGGCUUCACCGCGCUGUCCCACGCGCCGUUCGCUGGGGCUGCGGGGGCGCACUUUGCUGGGCCGUCCGGCUUCCAGGCCGCGGCCCAGCCGGCUUUUGCCUCCCAGGCAGGCCCAGCACAGUAUGCAGCGCCCCCCUCCAUGACGCCUCCUACGCCGCACUCCGUCCCGACUCCGGCACAGUACCUGUGGUCUGGUCCCUCUCACUGGGACCCGCAGGUGCUCGCAAGCGCCUACAACACCGCCGUCCUGACUCCACUGCCGUCAACUGAAUGGUAUAUGGACUCGGGCGCCUCCGCUCAUAUGACAUCGGAUGCCGGCUAG
Molecule: messenger RNA, 1201 nt
Organism: Phragmites australis (common reed)
Lineage: Eukaryota; Viridiplantae; Streptophyta; Magnoliopsida; Poales; Poaceae
Exons: 2
Coding region: 170-1201 (343 amino acids)
Source: RefSeq, a predicted model, not a curated record